AUGACGACGACUUCGGCGACCCAGAAAAAAGGCAUCUUCCCAUUUCACGCACCCUACCUCAUGGACGAAUCCGACGACAUGAAGAAGCACUACCCCUUCUUCAACCUACGCCCACCGGAAAGAGGACGAUCUCCGGCCGGACUCACCAUCGUCAAAGUGAUCUACGACGAAGACAAGGUUACGAAGUCACCAUACCUCGCCGACUGGCAAAACAAAUUCCCAAACGCAGACGUGACAAAAUGGGAAAUGAAUCACGACAGGCCGAGCACAAUCUUCAUCGGCAACAAACAACAGGAAGCACGACUCAGCGACAAAGUUCAAAACAAACUCAACGAAAAAGCUGCAGUGACCAUCAAGACCAAACAUACGCCACCCAAAACCUCAGCAAAACGACAACGCUCAGACUCAUCGACAUCAACCACAAAGACGCCAAAGAAACACAAGAUCAAAGCAGCACACCAGUCAGUGCAUUACACAACUCAAAGACCCAAGGAAACAACAACAGACCUAGACGCCAUAACCCAAGGCAGUAGCCAAAGCCCUCAAACGCACCAGCGAAGAAUUAGUAACCCGAUUCACCGACACAGAGAGAAAAUACAACGACGAGCUGAUGGCCAGGUUCAUCGAAGCUCUCAACAACCACUCCGACAAAAUCAUGGUACUGGUGGACCAAAAAUGCAAAGCGAUAGGACACAUGAUAAAAGACUUAGACAACGCCAUAGGCGAGAUCAUGACAGACCUGCUUGA
Messenger RNA from Fusarium graminearum PH-1, 747 nucleotides. RefSeq lists its product as uncharacterized. The transcript is spliced from 2 exons. The record is from RefSeq and is a predicted model, not a curated record. The coding region runs from base 1 to 747 and encodes 248 amino acids. NCBI's taxonomy places the organism in Eukaryota, Fungi, Ascomycota, Sordariomycetes, Hypocreales, Nectriaceae.